Molecule: messenger RNA, 324 nt
Organism: Acanthoscelides obtectus
Lineage: Eukaryota; Metazoa; Arthropoda; Insecta; Coleoptera; Chrysomelidae
Source: the annotation of a GenBank genome assembly
AUGAAAGAGUACAAGUCAGGUUCUGAAGCAAAGCCAAUUACAAAAUAUAAAUUUUAUGAGCAGAUGCAAUUUUUAAACAAAAUUGUGAGUCAUCGACCAACAGAAACAAAUAUGCCAUCUGCUGAAACCGACGUAGAAACCGCGGUCAAAGAUGACUGUUCAGUCCCAAAAAAGAGAGGGAAGAAAGAAGUUAAAGAGGAUCCCUUGAACAAAAGGAUUAGUAACCUACUAGACUCUUCCGAAAAAGAAGACAAUAGCAGAAUAAUAUGUUUUUUUAAAGGAAUUGCACCGACCAUAGAAAAUUUUGUGAUGCUGAUAUCGUAA